Perca flavescens (yellow perch) is the source of this 2489-nucleotide messenger RNA. RefSeq names its product pbx/knotted 1 homeobox 1.1 (gene pknox1.1). The record is from RefSeq and is a predicted model, not a curated record. Gene Ontology annotation, biological process: regulation of DNA-templated transcription. Lineage: Eukaryota; Metazoa; Chordata; Actinopteri; Perciformes; Percidae. Gene Ontology annotation, molecular function: DNA binding. Bases 771 to 2144 code for a protein of 457 amino acids. The transcript is spliced from 11 exons.
GCCACUACUUCUUAAUAUCAUUGCAGACGAAUUACUAUAUAAUGCUGGCAAGAAAUGCAUAUUCAUUUAAAAUGUUAAUUCAAAAAUGCUAACGCUCCUGGAGCUGUUUUGUUAUAUGGGCAAAGGACUCGCUUCGUAUUAAUCCGCAGCGGAGUCUUUUUUUGUACCUGGCUAGCUAGGUUAGCUUGUUUUUUUGGCAGUGACCCCCCCCCUUGCUAAAUAUGGCGCUACACAUUUGGCCUCAUCGUACCAGCAUGAGAAACAUUUUUAAGUUAACCGUUAGCUAACGUUACCAUACUAACGUUAGCAGUAUCUCGGCCAGACGGUUGCUCUUUUGGGUUAACCUUAGAUUGGGUUCGCGAGCUAAUUCCAAUGUAGCUUUAACGUUACAGGCUAGCUAAUACAUAUUGUGGGGAAAAAAACAAUGCUUACUCCUACCGAGCUGCUUUGUCUGAGAAUAACACUAACGUUAUGUUAGUUCAAGGAUAGUUAGCUUAUGUUCGUCAAAAGGAUUUUGUAAACUUUUAUCUUCCCUUGCCGCCACGAACGGGGGGCAGCUAACACAGGGCUACAAGCUAACGUUAAGUUUAUGGUGGUGGGUGUGUUAGCAGUUGCAGGGUAACAUAAUAGGGUCAUAAGCUCACUAAUAGGCUAUAACAACGCACCUCGGGGUCGGUAUAUCCAUCUCCUCUUUGUUCUUUAAGACCGGUUGGCCACCUGUCCCUGCUCUCUAUAAUGCCCCAGUGUUUGCAGCAACUGCAGUGAACGUGAUGGCAGCCCAGUCGGUUUCCAUAGACAAGUACCCAAAGGGAGAGCAGCAGAUGCAAGGUGUGAAUGUGAUAAAGGUAGGCGACGAUUCUGAGCAGAAGUUUUUAGAGGGGACGUUGCCAGAGGCGCCCAGCCCGGCACCCACAGAGCCACAGACACCCAUGGACGCGGACAAAGCAUCCAUAUAUCGGCAUCCCCUGUUCCCCCUCCUGGCCCUGCUGUUUGAGAAGUGUGAACAGUCCACGCUGAGCUCUGAUUGCAUCACCUCGGCGAGCUUCGAUGUGGACAUUGAAAACUUUGUCCGCUGUCAGGAGAAGGAGGGCAAACCCUUCUUCAGCGAGGACCCUGAACUCGACAACUUGAUGGUGAAAGCCAUCCAGGUGCUGCGGAUCCACCUGCUGGAGCUGGAGAAGGUGAGUGACCUGUGUAAGGACUUCUGCAGCCGCUACAUCGCCUGCCUCAAGACUAAGAUGAACAGCGAGACUCUGCUGAGUGGAGACCCCGGGAGCCCGUACUCCCCUGUACAAGGACAGGUCCAGGGCUUUUCACCUACCAAGACUCCGGUAUGGACUACCCCCAGCUCUAUCUCAGGGACCAUCAGUCCCCAGGGUCAAAUUGUGGUGCCAGCCUCAGCCCUGCAGCAAGGGAACGUUACGGUAACAGCCGUCAACCCCAGCCAGAUGGUUGCAGGUAUGUCACCAUGGCAUACAACCUCUCCCUCAGGUGGCACGGUGUACCAGCCUGUUACAGUCGUCACUCCUCAGGGCCAGGUGGUAACACAGGCUCUUUCUCCCGGGACAAUACGCGUCCAAAACAAUCAGCUCCAGCUGCAGUUUCACCAGGACUUAAACCUCUUUAAUCACGACGACAACUCAACCAAGAACAAACGUGGCGUUCUACCCAAACACGCCACCAAUGUCAUGCGCUCGUGGCUCUUCCAACACAUCGGGCACCCGUAUCCAACAGAGGAUGAAAAGAAACAGAUUGCUACUCAGACAAACCUGACACUUCUGCAGGUCAACAACUGGUUUAUAAACGCACGGAGGCGGAUCCUGCAGCCCAUGUUGGACGCCAGCUCCUCUGAGACACCCAAAUCCAAGAAGAAGACGCCUCAGAACCGGCCACUGCAGCGCUUCUGGCCUGACUCCAUCGCCACAGGGGGAGGCACCCAGCAGCAAGUUACCAUGCCAGACGGUACAAUGGUGACGAUGAACAUGGAGGGUCUGCAGAGCCUGACGUCAGACGGCGCCACACUGGCGGUACAGCAGGUGAUGAUGGGAGGCCACAGUGAAGACGAGUCGGGGGACAGCGGCGAUGAGGACGACGAUGCAGACAUGGCCGGGCUGGGCCUGGACAACAGCGACUCGUUGCAGUAGAGGACACACUCCCUCACACUCUGAUCUACACAUACACGGCCUUGCAAAAGUAUUCAUCUCCCGUUUUUCUGACGUUUUUUCCCCCUAUUUUGUUUCCAUUACAACCUGUAAUUUAAACAUUUUUAUUUGGAUUAUAUGUAAUGGCCACAUAAAAAGUCAAAGGGGCUGAAAUCCUCUCUAUCAGAAUGUAGGUGCAUCUCACUUCUUAAAGGUGCUCUAAGCCAUGUUGUGUGACGGCACUUCUUGUUGACAUUCAAAGUAUCAUCAAACAAAAUGGAGGCUAGCUCGCCCCUCCCUCCUCCUCAUACCGUCCCCUCCUUUCCGCGCACUAACCCCCCAACCCCC